UGUUAUUGGAAUUUUUUAACAAGAUGUAUAGAAUUUUUGUGAUUGUGUUUUGUGCUUGUGUUAUGCCAAGAGCAAUGUCGCUCUCCGAGGAAAUGCAGGAGCUGGUUACCAUGUUACAUAAUACCUGUGUCGGUGAAACUGGAGUAGACGAAAGUCUUAUUGAUAAAGUCAAUAAAGAAAAGGUAUUUGCCGACGACGAAAAAUUGAAAUGCUACAUUAAAUGCCUGCUUACUCAAAUGGCUGUGAUAAGUGAUGAUGGAGUUAUAGAUGUUGAAGCCACUAUUGCCGUAUUGCCUGAAGAACAACAAGAAGUAGCAGCUCCUACAAUUCGAACCUGCGGAACAAAAGUUGGUGCUAAUCCAUGUGAAAAUGCUUGGUUGACCCACAAAUGCUAUGCUGAAAACAAUGCUGGUGCAUACAUGUUACCAUAAACCUUUGACUUCCUAAAUAAAUUGUUAUAAUUUUAAUUUUAAUAAGAC
Brassicogethes aeneus is the source of this 479-nucleotide messenger RNA. The record is from the annotation of a GenBank genome assembly. Lineage: Eukaryota; Metazoa; Arthropoda; Insecta; Coleoptera; Nitidulidae.